AUGGAGAAGAUCAAGAGCGUCCUUCACGGACACAAGAAGGAUGACACGGUUGCCCACGAUGCGCCUACAUCCUCUUCCACUGCUGAGGGCCAGGAACACCCAAUCUACGACAGCCAAACAUCCGAGCGCAAGGCACGGAAUGACACUCCGGGAGAGCCAAUGUACAACAUAAAGACAACCAGUGGCGCUCCAUACACAGACUUGGCUCACGGAAGCGGCUCAGCAGGCCUUCACGGAAGUGGUGCACAUGGAACACCCACACAUGUUGGUACCGAUGGCCCUAUUGGGACGACGGCAGCUGCGACCGGAGCUCAUGACCCAAUCCGGACGCAAGAUUACUCCAACACCUCGCAGCCUCUCCAAAGCGGAACCGCGACUGCUGGAGGAGCUCAGCGUCCCGAUGCCUACCCCCAUGGCCACACUGCAGACCCAAGCGUCGCGAGCAUCAAGAGCGGCGUUAUUGGAUUUGGUCCGGGAGCCAACCAGGGACAUGCUGCCAUGUCGACACACAACCCCACUCAGGAGUAUCUGGGUCAAGACCAAGUAGUCGGAGGUGGAGAUCAUGAAACUGCCGGAAUGACCAGGGGAGCAGGAAUGACCGAAGGAACAGGCGUUAACCCAGGCCAGACAUAUCCUCAAUCCAGUGCCAUCGGUGGUGAUUCAAUAGGCGCACAUUCUGCCUACGCGAGAGAAGCCCAACCAUAUGAGAACACUCUGCGACAGGAGAGCUACACCGCCGAUACUGAUCGAUCCUUCCCUCUCGCGGGCGGUGUCAUCUCAAAACCUCAUCAAGAUCCCACAUCCACCCAAUACCCGACUGAGCACACCUCCCCUCUCCAAAACAAAGGCAUCAGCGAACUCGACUCCGGCACAACAGAGAGGGGAGUCGGUGUUCAUGACAGCCCCUCUCAAGAUAGUUACGGGAGGGAAGGGCUGGCUGGAGCAGCCGCCGCCGCUACUGCCAUUGGCGCUUCUCAGGCACACUCACAGCCAGAGAGGCAGCCAGAGGCACAGGGUGCUCGGAAUCGAGGCCUCCAUACUCGCCAGCUUUCAUAUAGACAUGUUGCACCGGGUGACACCACGGGAACUCCUCAAACAGGCGAUGUUUCGAGCCAGCCGACGUCUAGUCACCAUCCCGAAGCUUUGGCAGCUGCCGCUGCGGCGGCCACCACUGCAGCCGCCUCGAAUUCUUCCGCUCUUCCUGCAUCUACUCACGGGAAUGAGCACAGAACCCGGGAUGUCAACGCGGCAGAAGCUCUUCAGCCUAUCGCUGGAGCUCCGAUGACUGGAAUGUCGAGCACUGGUGAGCGCCCAGUAAACCCCCGACUUGAGUCACAUAGGCACAUUCCUGGCGAAUACAUUGCUACACCUAGCGACGAGAAGACAUUCCUCAAUUACGCCCCCGUUAUUCAAUCCUCAUCCACAGACACAAGCGCACCGAUUGCGGCCGCGGAGCCUACGUCUACAUUGGACCCAUCUCACGUUCAGCAUUCGAGUAUUGACCCCACAUCUACAAACGAACCUCAUGAGCUGAGACACACUGGAACACUUGGAGAGCCUCAGCCAAAGUCCGCAGAUGACCACCACUACGCUCGCGAUGCUGCCAUUGCUGGAGGACUUGGUGCUGGCGCAGCGGGCUUAGGUGCGCAUGCAGCUUCGAAGAAUCACGACACCAAGGACGUUGCUGGUAGCCAGCCGUUGUACGAAGAAUCUAGCCCGUACAGUAGCAAGAUGCUCGACCCUCGUGUUCUAGGCGCUUCUAAGCCAGAGGAGCAGAGAUUCGAUGAGCAGAGGUUCGAUCCAUCGGCCAAAACUGAGACGGCUCCUACCAGUGGUUCAGCUAUUUCUGGCCCUCCUGUCUCUCACAACCCGUCCGAAACCGCAGAAUCACAGCAUAAUUACGGCCGUGAUGCUGCAGUGCUGGGUACAGGUGCUGUAGGAGCCGCUGGAAUGCACCACAUCCUUCACCAAAACGAUACUCCUAGCACUACUACCUCUGCGAUUCCCGAGAAUUCAUCUUACACUUCUGCCACGGGAUCGAAUGUUGCUGCCCCUCAGCCAACCUCAAACUUCUCUAAGCCGCUCACCACUGCGAGUACCUCUGCCUCUCAACCUGUUGCGAACGAUCACUUCUACGGUGCCACAGGAGCCCCUGCACCAAUUUCAGAUACGAGUGCACAACAACCAUCAAGUGGUCUAGGUCAGACAUCCACCGCCAGCGCAGUUCCUGAAAGACAUCCUGAGCAUCACUACGGUCGCGAUGCUGGCCUCGCCGGAGCUGGCGCUGCUGCUGCUGGUGGUCUCUAUGCUGCAAACCGGGACGACACCGAUAGCGGACCAGCUUCAAGCACUAUCGGACCUCACUCCAGCAACGCUGCCAACAUCGUGGACCCUAGGGUUCAGCCAGAGCCAAGCAAACAGAUACACCACAACGUCGGACCGACAGCUGAGGACCCUGCUUCGCGCACCAUCGGUCCCCACAGCAGCAACAUUGCCAAUAUCGUCGACCCAAGAGUUAAGCCUGAUCCAUCCAAGCAAAAGGAGCACACCACGGUUGGACCACACCAGUCAGACACAUUGAAUCGCCUGGACCCCAAGGUUGACGAGAAGGCUGGCCAGCCGAGUGAGCAUCACUACGGUCGGGAUGCUGCUUUGGUUGGAGGUGCAGGCGCCGCCGGUUACGGUGCAUACCAAGCCGGCAAUGCGUACGGCGAUCACAAGACGACACAGCCUGAAGCAUAUGAAGCUGGCACUGCUGGCACUGCGUAUGGUAACCAGAGCAUGACACAGCGAGCACAAGACGCUAUCAAUGCGUACGGCGACCACAAGAUGACUCAGCCUGCCGCAUCCAUGCCAGACCAGAGAUACGAUCCCACGGCUGCCGGUGCACGAGCGACCAACCCAGUUUCUCCAACAAGUCAAUACAACUACAACGAUCCCACUACCCAAAGCAAUGUCAACCGCACUGAUCCCAACGACCACAUCAACAGGAAUGUCGCACUUGGAGGAGCAGGUCUUGCAGCUGCCGGAUUGGGAGCAGGUGCUUACGCUGGAUCCAAACAUGACGACAACACUACUCAGCUUCCACUUCGACAAAAGCAAGACAUUGCGUCUUCCGGUCAGACUGCGUACCCAACGCAAGGAAUGGCACAGUCUUCCUACCCUGUGCACGAGACUAGUACCAUCGCGCCUUCCGGUCAAACCGCGUACCCAACGCAGGGUAUGGCACAGUCUUCCUAUCCCAUGCACGAGACCAGCACGGGCGCAUCGUACCCAACCUCAGGCACCAUCGCACCACACAACACGCAUACCCAGGAGAUGUCAUCUCAACCCUGGGGACCUGGGGCCGUUCCGGUGAAUGACAGUCACGAUAAGCGCAACGCGGCUCUUAUGGGUGGCGCCGCAGGUGCGGCGGGCCUGGGUGGUGCAGCUUACAUCAACUCUCAGAACCAGGACGAACGCGAGGCGGAAGAGCGUCUGAAGAAGAUUGCCCAAGAUCGCGAGAAGGAGCAGCAUAGACUCGACAAGGAACAGCACAAGCAUGACAAAGAAGUGCACAAGCAUGACAAGGCCGUUGCAGCACACGAGAAAGACGAGCAUCGUUUGGCCAAGGAACACGAGAAGGAGCAAGCGCGUCUGGUCAAGGAGCAACAUCACCGUGAGAAGGAGCUUGAGAAGGAGAACGAAGGCGAGGAGAAGAAGAAGCACGGUCUUCUUGGAUUCUUGCACCGUGACAAGUCUAAGAAAGAAAAGUCGACUGCCAGUCCUGAAUCUUCACCGCGCCAGUCUCGCGAUUACAGUCCGAGACACUCCAGAGACUAUGGCGAUGAUCAUCCCGAUUCACCACGCUGGAAGGGCAAGCACCUGCUUCACAAGGACCCACCGAAAGGUCACCCUGCCCGUGAAGCUAUGGAGCACCAGCAGAUGACCGACUCAACUGGUUCGGUAGGAAAGAGGGAGCACAUGGGUGUUGAUGGUCCGAUUGGUAACCCAACCAUGAUCUCGGGCGAUCGCGAAACUCAGCAUGGCGUCUACGGUGCGCAUCCGAUCUCGGAUUUAGACCGCGACAACACGGUCACUGAGCCACACACUGGUCUGCCCAUGAACACCGGGCGCUUCGGCACCGGUGCUGGUGGAACAGACGGUAACCCCGCGAUUCAUGGUGUCCACGAACAUUCUGGUCCGGCAUCGGGUCAGAGCACUACGGAUUGGGAGGCCAUCAGGAAGGGCAACACACCAUACUGA
Molecule: messenger RNA, 4245 nt
Organism: Alternaria novae-zelandiae
Lineage: Eukaryota; Fungi; Ascomycota; Dothideomycetes; Pleosporales; Pleosporaceae
Exons: 5
Coding region: 1-4245 (1414 amino acids)
Source: RefSeq, a predicted model, not a curated record